Cuculus canorus (common cuckoo) is the source of this 7156-nucleotide messenger RNA. It is a transcript of the gene SPTB, whose product is annotated as spectrin beta, erythrocytic. NCBI's taxonomy places the organism in Eukaryota, Metazoa, Chordata, Aves, Cuculiformes, Cuculidae. Gene Ontology annotation, molecular function: phospholipid binding; structural constituent of cytoskeleton; actin filament binding. The record is from RefSeq and is a predicted model, not a curated record. Gene Ontology annotation, cellular component: cortical actin cytoskeleton; cell projection; cell junction. The transcript has 36 exons. Bases 208 to 7149 code for a protein of 2313 amino acids. Gene Ontology annotation, biological process: actin cytoskeleton organization.
GGGCCGGGGGGGGGGGCGCGGGGCUAUCGGGGCCGGGCAGCCGCGGGCCCGCAGGAAUGUCCGCAGAUAAUGGUAUUUAUAGCCCCGAGCAGGGCGGCUCCGCUCCCCCGCCCCGCGCCGGGCCCGCCGCCGCUCGUCCGCCCGCAGCCCCGGGCAGGGGCCUCUUGCUGGUAGCCGACGGCCACUUGGCCGGGGGACGCCAGGACCAUGACCUCGGCCAACGACUACGAGCAGCUGGAGCUGCAGCAGCCAUAUGGGCGCGUCAAUGUCCGCUGGGAUGCCUCCGACGAUGAGCUGGACAACGACAACAGCUCAGCGCGGCUCUUCGAGCGCUCCCGCAUCAAAGCCCUGGCAGAUGAGCGGGAGGCCGUGCAGAAGAAAACCUUCACCAAGUGGGUGAAUUCACACUUGGCUCGCGUCACCUGCCGCAUCUCGGACCUCUACAUGGACCUCCGGGACGGGCGAGUGCUCAUCAAGCUGCUGGAGGUGCUGUCAGGAGAGCUUCUGCCCAAGCCCACCAAGGGCCGGAUGCGGAUCCACUGCCUGGAGAACGUGGACAAGGCACUUCAGUUCCUGAAGGAGCAGCGGGUGCACCUGGAGAACAUGGGCUCCCAUGACAUCGUGGAUGGCAACCACCGCCUUGUCCUUGGCCUCAUCUGGACCAUCAUCCUCCGCUUCCAGAUCCAGGACAUCAUCGUGCACACACAGGAGGGCCGGGAGACGCGCUCUGCCAGGGAUGCGCUGCUGCUCUGGUGCCAGAUGAAGACAGCAGGGUACCCCCACGUGAACAUCACCAACUUCACCUCGAGCUGGAAGGAUGGGCUGGCCUUCAAUGCCCUUAUCCACAGGCACAGGCCUGAGCUGGUUGACUUCCAAAACCUGACCAAAUCCAAUGCCCGGCACAACCUGGAGCAUGCGUUCAGUGUGGCCGAGCGGCACCUGGGCAUCACCUCACUCCUCGACCCUGAAGAUGUGUUCACAGAGAACCCCGAUGAGAAGUCCAUCAUCACCUAUGUGGUGGCCUUCUACCACUACUUCUCCAAGAUGAAGGUGCUGGAGGUGGAAGGCAGGCGCUUGGGCAAGGUCAUUGAGCACGCCAAGGAGACGGAGCGGAUGAUCGAGGGCUAUGGAGGGCUGGCAUCCAACCUGCUCACCUGGAUCGAGCAGACCAUCGCCUCCCUCAACAGCCGCAGCUUUGCCAACUCGCUGGCCGGGGUGCAGCACCAGCUUCAGGCCUUCAGCACCUACCGCACUGUGGAGAAGCCCCCCAAGUUUCAGGAGAAGGGCAACCUGGAGGUGCUGCUCUUCACCAUCCAGUCAAGGAUGCGAGCCAACAACCAGCGCGUCUACACACCGAACGAGGGGCGCUUGGUCUCUGACAUCAACCGGGCGUGGGAGCAGCUGGAGAAAGCGGAGCACGAGCGGGAGCUGGCACUGCGCAACGAGCUGAUCCGGCAGGAGAAGCUGGAGCAGCUGGCGCGGCGAUUUGACCGCAAGGCGGCCAUGCGGGAGGCCUGGCUGAGCGAGAACCAGCGCCUGGUGGCCCAGGACAACUUCGGCCAGGACUUGCCAGCAGUGGAGGCGGCCAAGAAGAAGCAUGAGGCCAUCGAGACAGACACAGCCGCCUACAAGGAGCGAGUGCAGGCCAUCGAGGCAGUGGCAAAGGAGCUGGAGGUGGAGGGCUACCAUGACAUCCAACGCAUCAACAGGCGCAAGGACAACAUCCUGCGGCUCUGGGAGCAGCUCCUGGAGCUGCUGGCUGCCCGGCGCCAGCGCCUGGAGAUGAAUCUCGUCCUGCAGCACCUCUUCCAGGAGAUGCUCCAUAGCAUUGACUGGAUGGAUGAGGUCAAGGUGCAGCUGGCAUCGCCUGAGUGUGGGAAGCACCUUCUGGAGGCUGAGGAGCUGCUGCAGACCCACCAGCUGCUGGAGAGGGACAUGGCCCUGCAGGCGGAGAAGACACGAGCCAUCAGCACUGCUGCCUUCCGCUUCGCCGAUGCUGAGGGCUAUCGUCCAUGCGACCCCAAAAUCAUCCGGGACCGCGUGAGCCACCUGGAGUUGUGCCGGCGGGAGCUGGCAGCGCUGGCGGCACGGCGGAGAGCUCUGCUGGAGCAGUCUCGCUCCCUCUGGACCUGCCUGUGGGAGCUGGAUGAGACCGAAGCCUGGAUCAAGGAGCAGGAACAGCUCUACUCCUCGUUGGACUUUGGGAAGGACCUGCCGGGCGUGCUGCUGCUCCAGCGCCGCCACGCCGCCUUCGAGGCCGAGCUGCGGGGCCGUGGUGGGCGGCUGGAGCAGGCACUGGCAGCGGGCGAGGGGCUGGCGGUGGCGGGGCAGGCAGCCGAUCGGCUGCGUGAGCGCAGCGCUGUGGUGCGGGCUCUGUGGGCGCAGCUGGAGGAGCUGGCAGCAUUCCGCCGGCGUGGCUUGCGCGAGGCUGAAGGUUUCUUCCAGUUCCAAGCGGAGACCGAGGAGUUGAUGGAGGCGUUAAGGGAUGCGCGACGGCGUGCGGCUGCUGAGGAGCUGGGACAGGACGAGUCCCACACCCGUGUCCUGCUGCGGCAGCACCAUGAGCUGCUGGAGGAGCUGGUGGCUGCCAAGGAGCAGCUGGAUGGCUUGACUCAACAAGCUGAUGGCUUCCCACCGGAGCUGCGCGGCAGCCCCGAGGCACAGAGCCGGCUGGAAGCCCUGUGGGAGCUGCACGCCGAGGUGGCCAUGCUGGCCGAGAAGCGAGGCCGCCAGCUGCAGGACGCCCUCGACCUCUACACUGUCUUUGGCGAGAGUGAUGCCUGCCACCUCUGGAUGGCGUCCAAGGAGACCUGGCUGGGACAAUUGGAGGUCCCUCAGGCACUGGAGGACCUGGAUGUGGUGCAGCAUAGGCUGGAUGGACUGGAGCAGGAGAUGGCCACCGUGGCUUCCCAGAUUGCAGCCGUCAACCAGGCAGCCGAUGGGCUGCUGGCCAGCAGACACCCCCGCAGCCCCCACGUCCGGCAGUGCCAGGAGCAGCUCAACGAGAGGUGGGAGCGGUUCAGGGCGCUGGUGGCCGAGCGUCACCGAGCGGUGGGCUCGGCUCUGCGGCUCCUCAACUACCGCCUGGAGUGCGAGGAGACGCGGCAGUGGCUGCAGAGCAAAGCCCGGGCGGUCGAGGCCACCGCUGAGCUGGGACGGGACUUGGCUGGCGUCUUGGCCACCCAACGCAAGCUCUACGGCAUCGAGCGAGAGCUGGCGGUCGCCGAGGAGCGCCUGGCCACCCUGCGCUCCCAGGCUGACGAGCUGGCCAAGGAACGGCCUGAGGUGGCCGGGGAGGUGGCCGAGCAGCUGACAGCGGCGGUGGCCGCGUGGGACGAGCUGCAGGCGGCCCUGCGGGACCAAGCAGCCUCUUUGGGUGAAGCCGGGCAGCUUCGACGCUUCCUGCAGGACCUGGAUGACUUUCAGGCUUGGCUCUUCGGGGCUCAGAAAGCCGUGGCAGCCACCGACGAGGUGCCGGUCUCUUUGGCCGAGGCAGAGGAGCUGCUGCAGCGGCACGAGGCUGCAAGGCGGGAUGCGGAGGAGCACGCGGAUGCCUUCACCACCUUGAUGGAAGCUGGGGAGAAAGUGGUGGGGGAGCAGACGGACCCCCAGUAUGAGGGGCUGCGGCAGCGCCUGCAGGGCGUGGAGGCCGGCUGGGCUGCCCUGGGCAGGAUGGCAGAAGCCCGGCACCGCUUCCUCAUCCAAUGCCGUGGCUUCCAGGAGUUCCUCCGUGAUGCUAAGCAGGCGGAGAUCCUCCUUACCAACCAGGAGUACACACUGACCCAUCUGGACGUGCCCACCACACUGGAGGGCUCAGCUGCUGCCCUGCGCCGCUUCCAGAACUUCUGUGCUGGCGUGGAGAGCAGCGCCGAGAAGGUCCCUGAGGUGGUGGCUGGUGGCACCAAGCUCGUGGCGGAGGGGAACAUCUUUGCCGAGAAGAUCACCGAGAAGUGCCAGGCCCUCCAGAAGCGGCACGGGGACAUUGCAGCCAAGGUGGAGGAGGCGGCAGGUUUGCUUCAGGACAACCAUGAGCUGCAGACCUUCCUGCAGAACUGCCAGGAGCUUGAUGCCUGGGUGGAGGAGAAGAUGCUGACAGCACUGGAUGCCUCUUACGGAGAAGCCCGUGGCCUCCACGGCAAGUGGCAGAAGCACCAGGCGUUCAUGGCCGAGCUGGCGGCCAACCGGGGUUGGUUGGAGAAGAUUGAGAAGGAAGGGAAGGAGCUGGCAAGUCGCAAACCGCAGUACGGCGAGGUGGUGGCACGGCAGCUGGAGAAGCUGCGGGAGCGGUGGGACGGGCUGCGCCAUGCGGGUGAGGAGAAGGGCCGGCAGCUCUUUGAGGCCAACCGCUCAACGCUGUACGCCCAGAGCUACGGGGAGCUGGAGAGCUGGCUGGGGCAGGCGGAGGAGGAGCUGCGCAGCGCCGAGCCGGCCAAAGACCUCACCGCCACAAAUCUGCAGCUGAAGAAGCUGACGAGACUGGAAGAGCAAGUGGGAGCGCGGAUGAAGGAGUUGGAUGAGCUGGAAUGGCAGGGGCCACCCCUUGUCAGGGAUGAGCCUGAUGCUGAUGGGCAUGAGCAGAAGCUCCGGCGGCGAUUCCGUGACUUGCUGGAGCCGCUGGGCAGGAGGAGGAUGGAGCUGGAGACCGCCAAGGCCAUGUACCAACUCGGGCGGGAUCUGGAGGAUGAGACGCUGUGGGUGCAGGAGCGGCUGCCCUUGGCGAGGUCGACGGAGCACGGCACUGACCUGCAGAGCGUGCAGUGCCUGGCCAAGAGGAACGAGACGCUGCAGAAGGAGCUGGCGGGACACGGUCCUCGCCUGGCCGAGGUGCUGAGGCGCGGCGAGGCGGCGGUGAGCAGCACCGGACUGAGCCCCGAGCUGGAGGUUCGGGCGCGGGAGCUGCAGGCACUGUGGGAAAUGCUGCGGGCAGAGACCGCCGCCCGGCAGCAGCGCCUGCGGGAGGCUGGCGAGGCGCAGCAGUACUACCUGGAUGCCAGCGAGGCUGAGGCAUGGAUCAGUGAGCAGGAGCUCUUCAUGGGAGCCGAGGAGAAGCCAAAGGAUGAGGAGAGUGGCUUGGUGAUGCUGAAGAGACACAUCCGGCAGCAGCGAUCCAUUGAGGACUACGGCCAAACCAUCAAGGAGCUGGCAGGGAGGGCUCAGCAGCUGCUCUCUGCUGGCCACCCUGAGGGGGAGCAGAUCAUCCGGCUGCAGGGCCAGGUGGACAAGCACUACGCAGGGCUGAAGGAGGUGGCUGAGGAGCGCCGCCGGCGCCUGGAGAACAUGUCCCACCUCUUCCAGCUGAAGCGGGAGGUGGAAGACCUGGAGCAGUGGAUUGCCGAGCGCGACGUGGUCGCCUCCUCCCAGGAGAUGGGGCAGGACCUGGACCACGUCACGCUCCUGCGGGAGAAGUUUCGGGAGUUUGCACGGGACACGGGCAGCGUGGGGCAGGAACGCGUGGACCGGGUGAACCUGGCCAUUGAGGACCUCAUUGACGCGGGGCACACGGAGGCGGCCACCAUGGCUGAGUGGAAGGAUGGGCUCAAUGAGAGCUGGGCUGACCUCCUGGAGCUGAUCGACACCCGCAUGCAGCUCCUCGCCGCCUCCCACGACCUCCACAAGUACUUCUACGAUGGUGCUGAGCUGCUGUCCCUCAUUGCUGCCCGGCGCCAGGAGCUGCCGCAGGACCUGGGCGAGGAUGCUGGCACAGUGGAGGCUUUCCACCGCAUGCACAGCGCCUUCGAGCGUGACCUCCAGCUGCUGGAGACGCAGGUGCAGCAGUUCAGGGAGACGGCGGCACGGCUGCAGGCUGCUUACGCUGGCGAGAAGGCAGCCGGCAUCCAAGAACAGGAGCAGGAGGUGGCCAGAGCCCUGCAGGCGCUGCUGGAGGCAUGCAGCGGGCGUCGGGCCCGGCUGGUGGACACGGCCGACAAGCAUCGCUUCUUCGGGAUGGUGCGGGAUCUGCUUUCCUGGAUGGAAAGCACUGUCCGGCAGAUUGAGACACAGGAGAAACCCAGGGAUGUCUCCUCCGUGGAGCUGCUCAUGAAGUACCAUCAGGGCAUCAGGGCCGAGGUGGAUGCCCGGGGCAAGAACUUUACUGCCUGCAUUGAGCUGGGCAAGAAGCUGCUGCAGCGCAAGCACCAGGACUCGCCCGAGAUCAAGGUGAAGCUGAUGGAGCUGGUGGAGAAGAGGAGGGCCAUGAUGGAGACGUGGGAGCAGCGCUGGGAGCGGCUGCGGCUCUUGCUGGAGGUGUGCCAGUUCUCCCGGGACGCCACAGUGGCCGAGUCAUGGCUGAUGGCGCAAGAGCCCUACCUGGCCAGCAGCGACUACGGGCAGACAGUGGACGCAGUGGAGAAGCUGCUCAAGCGCCAUGAGGCGUUCGAGAAGUCCUCAGCCACCUGGGAGGAGCGCAUCGCCGCCCUGAGGAAGCUGACGACGUUGGAGCUCAUGGAUGGGCGGACGCUGCGUGAUGGGGUGACGCAUGUGGAGGGUCCCGAGUACCACCUGGACCUGGACGGGGAGCUGGAGGCUGGGUCUGAGGAGGAGGAGGAGAAGAGGAAGGGCGAGAGCACACAGGACACCUCUCUGCCCACCACCGACGGACCAGAGCCGCUGGCCCGGACAACAGGCGAUGAGGAGCCACCGUCCCCAAGCCCACGGGUGCCACGGGAGGAGCCCGAGGAGCCGGCCACGCUGCCAGCCCGCACCUGCAGCAUCCAGCUGGAGGGCUACCUUGGCCGCAAGCACGACCUGGAGGCGGCCACCAAGCGGGCGUCUAACCGGUCGUGGAGCACACGGUACUGUGUCCUGCGCGGUGGCCAGCUUGCCUUCUUCAAGGAUGCCAAGAGCCGGGCGCUGGGGUUGCCCUGCCACGGUGAGGAGCCCCUGGGGCUGCGAGAUGCCCUCUGUGAGGUGGCCGCCGGCUACAAGAAGAAGAAGCACGUCUUCAAACUCAGGCUCAGCAAUGGCAGCGAGUGGCUCUUCCAUGGCAAGGAUGAGGAGGAGCUGCAGGCCUGGCUGCAGGGGCUGAGCUCAGCAAUAACCGAGUGCCAGGGCAGCCGGGGCAAGGCGCAGAGUCUGCCCCUGCCCCCCGCCGCCCCCCUGCCCCGCAAGGACAAGGAGAAACGGUUCAGCUUCUUCCCAAAAAAGAAAUAACCCCCAU